AUGGUGCAAAGCUUGGCUUCCUCAACGGCCACCUUCAUUCUCCUCCUCACUAUUGUCCCAAUUGCCUGUUCAUUCCAAGGACAUCCCCAGCCCAGAAACGGCCAUUCGAUAAGCAGCGACGACCAUGACAAGCUUAAGGAUGAUAAGCUGCUGUUUGAGAUAACAGUCCACGGGUUUCUGCUGUGGGCUUCGAUGGGGUUCUUGGCGCCUGUUGGGAUGCUGGCAAUCAGAUUGUCACACAGAGAGGAAUGCGGAACAAGGCUCAAGAUUCUUUUCUAUCUCCAUUCCAUUUCACAGGCAUCGGGAGCAGUAUUGUCAUUCAAGAACUUCACUAACUCCUUCAAUAACCAUCAUCAAAGAAUCGGUUUAUCCCUGUAUGGCAUCAUAUGGCUACAAGCUCUUGUAGGGUUCAUAAGGCCUCCAAGGGGGUCAAAGAGAAGGAGCUUGUGGUUUUUGGUCCACUGGAUGAUUGGAACCACAGUCUGCCUGCUUGGCAUCAUCAAUGUGUACACAGGACUUGUAGCAUACCAUGAGAAGACAUCAAGAAGCAUAACAAAAUGGAUUGUAGCUCUCACAGUUGAAGUUUGCCUGCUGGCUCUCUUGUAUCUUUUCCAGGACAAAUGGGCUUAUAUCAGAAAGCAAGGAGUCAUUCUGGGAAACGACCCUGCAGUCAGGUCCAUUGACAGAGUGGUGGUUUUCCCACAAGACAACAACAAGCACAAGGAGACCCAAUCGAUUUCCUUGGUACAAGAAUCUUUGUAAUGUUUUUUUUUUUUACUUUGUUUUGUGAUGAUGCAAAAAUUCUUUCUUUCCCUAUUGGAGG
This is a messenger RNA of Linum tenue, 823 nucleotides long. NCBI's taxonomy places the organism in Eukaryota, Viridiplantae, Streptophyta, Magnoliopsida, Malpighiales, Linaceae. The record is from the annotation of a GenBank genome assembly.